AUGCGAGGAUGUCUGCAGUUAGCCCGAUGGCUGAGCGCAGCGCCGAGAUCUCCGGCGGCGGGCCUCAAGUCGUCGGCUGGCUUUCCACUCCGGUCUAUUAAUUCCCUACGAUCUUUCACGACCUCUGCAACAUGGCGCGCUCGAUCGAAGUCUGCCCCAAGCGCCCCGGAUACCGACCUCGAACGCCGCAUCGCCGAUAUCCCCAUUGACCGAUUCCGCAACUUCUGCAUCGUUGCACACGUCGAUCAUGGCAAAAGCACACUCUCCGACCGAUUGCUCGAGAUCACGGGGACCAUUCAGCCCGGAAUGAAUAAACAAGUGCUGGAUAAACUGGACGUUGAACGCGAACGGGGUAUCACUGUCAAGGCACAGACAUGUACCAUGAUCUACAACCACAAUGGCGAAGACUAUUUGUUGCACCUGGUAGAUACGCCUGGGCAUGUCGAUUUCCGUGCUGAGGUAUCGCGUAGUUAUGCCAGCUGUGGGGGAGCGAUCCUUCUAGUUGAUGCUAGUCAGGGUGUUCAGGCGCAAACAGUUGCCAACUUCUACCUGGCCUUUGCGCAAGGAUUGGAGUUGAUUCCCGUUAUUAACAAGGUCGACCUUCCGUCGGCGGAUCCAGAGCGGGCUUUGGACCAAAUGAAGAGCGCGUUUGAGCUGGAUACGGAAAAUGCAGUGAUGGUGUCGGCCAAGACUGGAUUGAAUGUUGCGGCCAUCCUACCAACUGUCGUUGAGAAGAUUCCAGCACCUAUUGGCGACUCCAAGAAACCCCUUCGAAUGCUGCUUGUUGACUCCUGGUAUGAUUCUUAUAAGGGCGUGAUUCUCCUGGUUCGCGUUUUCGAUGGCGAGGUGCGUGCAGGUCAGCAACUCGUGUCGUUCGUAACGGGCCUCAAGUACUACGUCGGCGAGGUUGGAAUUAUGUACCCCACUGAGACCGCACAAUCUGUUAUCCGGGCCGGCCAGGUCGGAUAUAUUUACUUCAAUCCCGGCAUGAAGCGAAGCCAGGAGGCCAAGAUCGGCGACACCUUCACAAGAGUCGGGUUUGAGAAGACGGUUGAGGCUUUACCUGGUUUUGAGGAGCCGAAGUCAAUGGUCUUUGUCGCUGUUUAUCCUAUGAACCAGGAUCUUUUCGAGCAUCUCGAAGACAGUGUUAACCAGCUCAUCCUGAAUGACCGCAGUAUUACGAUUCAAAAGGAGUCCUCCGAAGCGCUCGGUGCAGGGUUCCGCAUGGGAUUUCUGGGUACCCUUCACUGCUCAGUAUUUGAGGAUCGACUCCGACAAGAGCACGGUGCGAGUAUCAUAAUCACUCCGCCAUCCGUACCAGUCAAGGUGUUAUGGAAGGAUGGUACCGAGGAAAUUAUCACCAACCCAGCCAAGUUCCGCGACGAUGAUAGCGUACGUUUAAAGCUUGCCGAGGUUCAAGAGCCAUAUGUGCUGGCUACUUUGACUUUCCCUGAUGAAUAUCUGGGCAAGGUCAUUGAGCUCUGCGAGUCCAAUCGAGGCGAACAGCAAAGUAUCGAGUACUUCACCGCGAGCCAGGUCAUUAUGAAAUAUGAACUGCCCUUGGCGCAUUUGGUCGAUGACUUCUUUGGAAAAUUGAAGGGCUCUACCAAAGGAUAUGCCAGUCUCGACUACGAAGAAUCUGCUUGGAGGGCCGGCAAUAUUGUCAAGCUCCAGCUCUUGGUCAACAAGGUUCCCGUUGAUGCCGUAUCCCGGCUCAUGCACAUGAGCCAAGUGGCCCGUCAAGGCAGGAUAUGGGUAACCAAGUUCAAGCAACACGUCGACCGACAGCUGUUCGAAAUUGUCAUUCAAGCUGCCGUGGGCAAGAAGAUCAUCGCGCGUGAGACCAUCAAGCCCUACCGCAAGGAUGUUCUGGCCAAGCUUCACGCCAGUGAUGUGAGUCGUCGUCGAAAGCUAUUGGAGAAGCAGAAGGAAGGUCGUAAAAGGCUCCGAGCCGUUGGAAAUGUGGUCAUCGAGCAGAAGGCUUUCCAAGCUUUCCUAUCUAAAUGA
Penicillium waksmanii is the source of this 2007-nucleotide messenger RNA. RefSeq names its product GTPase GUF1. Gene Ontology annotation, biological process: positive regulation of translation. NCBI's taxonomy places the organism in Eukaryota, Fungi, Ascomycota, Eurotiomycetes, Eurotiales, Aspergillaceae. The record is from RefSeq and is a predicted model, not a curated record. Gene Ontology annotation, molecular function: GTP binding; GTPase activity; mitochondrial ribosome binding. Bases 1 to 2007 code for a protein of 668 amino acids. The transcript has 2 exons. Gene Ontology annotation, cellular component: mitochondrion.